This is a messenger RNA of Gymnodraco acuticeps, 2923 nucleotides long. RefSeq names its product derlin-2-like. Bases 19 to 729 code for a protein of 236 amino acids. Lineage: Eukaryota; Metazoa; Chordata; Actinopteri; Perciformes; Bathydraconidae. The record is from RefSeq and is a predicted model, not a curated record. Gene Ontology annotation, biological process: endoplasmic reticulum unfolded protein response. The transcript is spliced from 7 exons. Gene Ontology annotation, molecular function: misfolded protein binding; ubiquitin-specific protease binding. Gene Ontology annotation, cellular component: Hrd1p ubiquitin ligase ERAD-L complex; endoplasmic reticulum membrane.
GAGAGCAGCAGCAGCACGAUGGCUCACAGCUUCACUCAGGAGUACUUUCAGAUCCCCGUGGUGACACGAGCGUACACCACCGCCUGCAUCCUCACCACCGCUGCUGUGCAACUUGAGGUCAUUACUCCCUUUCAGCUGUAUUUUAAUCCAGACCUCAUCAUCAGACAAUACCAGAUAUGGCGUCUGAUAACCAGCUUCCUCUUCUUUGGUUCUGUUGGAUUCAGCUUCGUGUUCAACAUCAUCUUUCUUUAUCGAUAUUGUCGGAUGCUGGAGGAAGGCUGUUUCCGGGGGAGGACGGCAGAUUUUGUUUUCAUGUUCCUGUUUGGAGGAAUCGUGAUGACUCUGUUCGGUCUGUUCGCCAACGUCCUCUUCCUGGGCCAGGCCUUCAUCAUCAUGCUGGUGUAUGUGUGGAGUAAAAGACAUCCGCUCGUACGCAUGAACUUCUUCGGCCUCCUGAACUUCCAGGCACCUUUCCUCCCCUGGGUGCUCAUGGGAUUUUCGCUGCUGCUCGGAAACUCCAUUGUGGUCGACCUCCUAGGUAUCAGUGUGGGUCACAUGUACUACUUCCUGGAAGACGUGUUUCCAAACCAGCUGGGAGGACGGAGGCUGCUGAUGACGCCAGAACUUCUGCGGGCCAUGUUCGAUCAGCCGGAGGACCCUGACUACCGUCCGCUCCAUGAAGAACAGCAGGGGGAAGAUCUGCUGCAGGACGAGGAGCCACAGGAGUAAUAAUACUAAGACCACAACAAUCUGGAUAAAUCUGAGGACACAGGAAGACAGUUAGAAGAUGUGGAUCUGCGGAGCCCUGACUCCUCGCAGAGUGCAGUAACGACAUUUAAAAUUGAACUGCACAUCAGCAUCAUGAAUAUUCACAAUAUUUCUUACCUAAUGGUACAUUGCCACUAAGCAGUUCAACUACGGAGAGUUUAUUUCGGACAAAAAACAUAAUUGAAUCAAAGCAAAGAAAAUAUGGAAUCAUGUGUAGAAGGAAGACACACCAAGUAACCUUUUUUGGGGGUGGAAAUGAACUUAAAAGGGCAUCCUGUAGUUCAUUUGACCACGAUUCAGCAGAGAAAUGUUUUUACGAGUAGGUCCCUGUUGUGUUUUCAUAGUGCACAAGCACGGGGCGACAUAAAAGGCAGGGAAGAAAACCAAAAGCAAGUCAACACUGCAGGAUUUAAAAUGUUAAUAUCAAAUGUUUACUGAGAAAGAAAAGUGAGACCUCAAAGAUACACACAAUAACGGUAAAGGCAACACACAGGGCACCAUUAAGGUCGAUUUACAAUAAUUGUUUUUUAUUUAGCUUUCUAUCGUAUCUCUUGGUCUUUAUCGGGGGGCAAUCACAUGAACGUCAGAUGGUUUCAUACGAGGAUACAUUGUAAACCCUUUCUGAGGUCAAUAAGAUGCAAGGGCUUCAUAAAAAGCUUGUAACUGGACAUUUGGGUUAAGAUGUUGCCCACAUGAGCUGUUUAAAGUCUAAGAUGUACGUGCAUGCCUAACAGAAUGUAUGCUUGAACUUGUCAAAAUAUUCUUUACAAAACUCCAAACCUAGCAACGAGGCAGUGAGUGAUUCACCUGAUCUCUCUUUAUAAAGCUAUUCACUUUAUCAGCAUAAACAAAUAUAAACCUCCUAAGUAAGCACACUCCAACUGUGUAAAAUAAGUCAAAGCAGUUCCCUCCCUGCUGCUGUCACACUGAACUGCCGACCUCCUGAAACCAGCAGCCCGUCUGCACACUCUGCACUUUCACCCGCUGCCUUUUGUGGGUCAAACACUGGCGAACUAAAUGGAAAUUGCUUAGCACAACAACAAGCAAACAAGUCUCUGUGGGAGCGUCCGGCAACCACACAUAUUUCAUUGUCAGUCGUGACACGGCACUGUGGAACAUUUUAGUCAAGAAAACGUUUCUGUUUGCAGGGAUUCAAUGGAAAGCAUCAGCAAGCACAUUUAUAGGAAAAAUCAUCGUGGUAUUGACAAUUCAAUGUGGGGAAAUUCACACACACGUACCUGAUAUUUAACAUUUGAUUUGUUUAAUAAAAACAAAAAUCUAAAGAUGUAAUAUUUAAUUGCAAUUUUGCUGACCAGUAUUGCAAUUUAAACUAAUUUGUUCUAGAAAUUAAACUACAGCCUUUCUUUUGUGACUUAUAUUAAACAAAGAAAAAAUAGAAACUUGUUUCCUCGUUAAAAAAAGGCAGGCAAGUUUUUAUUUGUACUCGUCAGUUCAACUUACAGAAGCCUUCUUAAAAAACUGAACAAAUUAGCUCACUUUUAGAAAUGACACUGCAUAUUUGACCUUAAGCUUAAUGCUAACAAAGAGAUGCUAACACUCUUACACAUGACAAUGUUCUGCUGGUAUGUUUAACAUGUUCAACUUCUUUGUUUAGCGUGUUAGCAUCCUAGCAAUAUCUGACUGGCACAGAGCUAAAGGUGCAGCUGAGGCUGAUGGGAGUGCUGUUACUUCUGAAAGGCAGUUGGUCAUUGACUUGUGAUGGACACAAUUUAAGCUGAUGGCUGAUAUAGAGGGAAAAGUCAAAGGAUCAUCAAAGUUAUAAAAAUGUACUCUGAGGAAAACAGAUAUCUGUAGAAAAUGUAAUUGCCACCAAUAUUAAUAUUAUUUGAAUCUCAAAGAAUAUAUUAGACUGACACUUCAACUGCCUUUGUUACCAGAGAAAAUAUGCCACCUUUAAGUAUCACAACCGCUAAUUAAAACACCAUUUAUUUUGUGAGCUAGAAAUAAAAUGCAUCUCUCAAGAUGAAAGAAAUGACACUAAGGUGCCAUGCAUAUUCAAUAAAACAAUAAUAUCAUAUUCCCAUAGUAAUGCAGAAAUUGUUUAUUCAUUUACUUUUUAAGGGGCCCUAUUACGCCCAUUUUCACUUUCAUAUUUUGUGCCUUGCUUUAAUGUUCAUAAAGCUCUUUAUUUGUA